Rosa chinensis is the source of this 801-nucleotide messenger RNA. RefSeq names its product protein ALP1-like. Bases 1 to 801 code for a protein of 266 amino acids. The transcript is spliced from 3 exons. Lineage: Eukaryota; Viridiplantae; Streptophyta; Magnoliopsida; Rosales; Rosaceae. The record is from RefSeq and is a predicted model, not a curated record.
AUGAGAAUAAGCAAGGAAUACUUGAAAUUACAGUCAUCUAUCAUUGGUAGUGCAGAAAGAGAGAAGUGGAAGUGGUUUGAGAAUUGUCUAGGAGCACUUGAUGGAACUCACAUUCCAGUGACUGUGUCAGCUGAGGAAAGACCAAGAUAUCGAAAUAGAAAGGGUGAUAUUUCUACUAACGUCCUAGGGGUUUGUGCCCCUGAUUUAAAAUUUAUAUAUGUAUUGCCUGGAUGGGAGGGUUCUGCUUCUGAUGCUCGUGUUUUACGAGAUGCUCUACGUAGAAAUAAUCGGCUUCAUGUUCAACGGGAUAAAUACUUUUUGGUGGAUGCGGGAUACACUAACGGGCCUGGUUUUUUAGCACCAUAUCGAGGAACUAGAUACCACUUAAAUGAAUGGACUGGGAAUCGACCUGAAAAUUACAAAGAAUUGUAUAAUCUUCGUCAUUCAAUUGCAAGAAAUGUAAUUGAACGGUCAUUUGGGUUGUUAAAAAAGCGAUGGAGUAUAAUGCGUACUCCAUCAUUUUUCAGCAUCAAAACACAAGUUAGGAUCAUAAAUGCUUGUUGUGUUUUGCACAAUUUUAUUCGAAUUGAGCAAGCUAGUGAUCCUGUUUUAGAAGAUCAAGAUUCAAGAUUCUUAGUAGCGGUUGAUUUGGAGAUAUUAAAUCGUCCAACGUCAGAGAGUAAUGCAAAUAAUUUAAAUGAUAGGAUUACAUCAGUUCAAGCAACUGAGCAGUGGACAAAUUUUCGUGAUACAUUUGCAUUGAAGAUGUUCCAGGAUUAUCAAGCGCGACAUGCCACAUAA